GUGAAUCCAAAAACGCUUUAAUAGAAAAAUGGCGACUGACAAAAGAAUAUGGACGGGAGUAUUUGUAUUAGUUUUGUUACAUCUCAGCCAAAGUCACUGUAGGCUUCAUCACCUAGUACUCAAGGAUGACAUCCGACAAAAAGUCCACUUGAACACCUUUGGGUUCUACAAGCACGGUUAUAUGAUUGUGAACAUGUCAAGCCUAACCCUUUCAGGAGAGGACAUUGACCAUAUUGACAGCUCCACGGUUGGAUUUAGCCUGGAUAGAACCAGCAGUAAUGGAUUCUCUACUUACUUGGAUGAAGACCUGGACUAUUGUGUCCUGAAGAAGAAUCCCAUUAGUGAUGUUCCUGUGGCAAUGCUGUUAUUUGACUUCCAAAAGGAAGACGUGAAGAUGAAGAUGUCCGUAGACGAGAAACAGUUCCCCGACAUCAUUAGCGGUUUCCAUGGAGUUAGGAAGACCGCAGCUGGAGGAGACCAAGAUAAAACUGCAGAAGAGCAAGAAGCCGCCAACCCUCAGACAGACCCUGUGAAUGGGAAGAAUGCUGGUGGGAGUAAAACCAAGAGAGAUGUUUCAAAGAAAAAGACAGUGCUUUCAUACCCUCUCCACCAGAAAGAUAGUUCAUACUCAUUCCAGUUUCACUUCAACAUCAGCACGGAUGAGCAGCAAGGACUUUACAACUUUUAUUUCCACAACUGCAAAAACACUACUGUAAUAGCUAACCCUUUACGCUUCAGCAUGGAGAUUAGUAUUGUGGAGAAAAACCCUAACAGUUACCUCUCUGCUGGUGAAAUACCCUUGCCGAAGUUGUACAUCAUCAUGUCCAUGUUUUUCUUUGUCAUCGGCACACUCUGGGUCCACAUCCUCCGCACACGCAGAACUGAUGUAUAUAAAAUCCACUGGCUGAUGGCAGCUCUUCCCUUCACCAAGUGUCUCUCACUCAUCUUCCAUGCGAUUGACUACCACUACAUCUCAAACCAAGGGUUCCCGAUUGAAGGCUGGGCAGUUGUGUAUUACAUUACUCAUCUACUGAAGGGGGCACUAUUGUUCAUCACCAUUGCUCUGAUAGGGACUGGCUGGGCUUUUGUCAAGCAUAUCCUCUCAGAUAAGGACAAGAAGAUUUUUAUGAUAGUCAUUCCACUACAGGUGCUGGCUAAUGUUGCGUACAUCAUCAUUGAGUCGACUGAGGAGGGCACCACAGAAUAUGGCUUGUGGAAGGAGAUUCUUUUCCUGGUCGACUUGCUUUGCUGUGGGGCCAUUCUCUUCCCUGUGGUUUGGUCAAUACGACAUUUACAAGAAGCUUCAUCCACUGAUGGUAAAGCUGCCAUCAAUCUUGCCCAGUUGAAGCUCUUCAGGCACUACUAUGUGAUGAUUGUAUGCUAUAUAUACUUCACUCGUAUAAUAGCCAUUCUCAUCAAAUUCAUCGUGCCUUUUCAGUGGAAAUGGCUAUAUCAGCUAUUGGACGAGCUGGCCACUCUGGUAUUUUUCUUCCUGACGGGUCACCAAUUCCGUCCCGCCUCUUAUAACCCCUACCUGCUGCUGUCUGCAGAGGAUGAGGAGGACCUGGAGAUGGAUGACGUCAUUACCACAUCAACAGCAAUGGGAGAUGGUGUAAAGAAGGUGAAGAAGGUGUCAAACGGCUCUUCCCCAGAGGAGAGGGAAAGCAUGGCCUGAUGUGAAAUGUAUUUCCUUGGCUUGCACUUGGUUUCCGAUACUUGCUUACUCAGUGAAGGAACAGAGUAUUACAUACCCACACUACCUGAGCUUGGGUGAUAGAUCCCUCUUUUACACAAAGGUGGACUUAACUGUACAGUAUGUAAGUGUAUAUAUGUACAAUAUAUGUGGACACUUAAUUUGAAUUUUUCAGUCAAUUCUUAAUAACCAAAUUAUUUUGAUUCCUUAUGUAUUGUUUUCACACUCUGGUGAUUGCUCAAUAUUUAUUUAACUUUGUUAUUGCUGUUUAUUUAUUUUUGUAUAAAUUAGUAAUCAGUCUUCAACCACAAAAAGUCCCAGCCUCAACGUAAUAGAAGCUGUUACACAAAAUACCGACUUGUUUUAAAAACGCUGAUAGGAAAGAAGCAUUCUUUGAGGAAAAACAUUGUUUUAGAAGGCUGUGUCUUGUAUGGCCUUCCUUAGAACAUAACAUCAGUUCCAUGUUUUCCUUCAAUGAACUUGCCAUAGCUCUCCUUUUUAUUUUGACAGCUCUGGUUCAUUAACCUGUCCAAAGGAACCCAAAUUGCUUCAAUUAUGCUGAGGUUGGGGACCAAGUCUGAUGUGUCCACUGGCACUGUUCAGAGUGGCCAAAGACUUUUACACUACUGUACAGUAUAUAACAUUGCAAAUGAGUGCAUAUACAACUGUAGUUAUACAGUGUGUGUAUAUAUAUAUAUAUAUUGACUAUUGACUUGCCUUGAUAUAUAUCCUAUCUUCCUAUAAAUAUAGAAAACAAUCUUCUAAAAACUAUGAAAAGUAAACUUUUAUUUUAGUUAUACUUGUGUUGUGAAUCAGAAUUAUGCAAUGUGCGCUUUUACUGUGGAGUGGUACUGUGGUUGUGUUGAGGCAAGUAAAAUGUUUACAAUUUCUGAUCGUUGUGGAUUAAAAUACCCAGUCUAGCUCAUGGGUUGCUAACUGAAAGCAACAGCACUGUAAUACGGAUGGAAAUGUCAACGUACUAUUCGAGAGGAAUGCCUAAACACCCAAUGGUUAGUUAGUUAGUAGGGAUAGAUAGAUUAUUAUGGAUUGUCAGAUGAUAUGGUUAUUAUGGAUGUCCAAUCCCAAGUCACAAAUAAAUUAAUGUAAUUACCAUCAGCAUUUCCAAAGCAGAGGCAUGAGUCAGAGAAAGAGUAGAGUGCAGUGUUGUUUUGUAGAUAACUGCACAACCUAUAUAGACAACAAAUUAACCAAUUUGACAGUUAUGCUGCUGUUAUGGCAGGUUGUGCAUAGGCCAGAUGUGCUUGACCCAAUAAGCUUUUUCUUUGCAUUUAAUUUUUAAGACAGCUGCAUUCUUUUUGAAUUUUUAUCAGGGUUGUGUUACACGUCUUCAUAUUCAAUAGCACCUUAAGUUUCCGUUAAGAUCAAUGACAGAAUACAUUAAUGUGAAAAUACUGUGUUCAUAAAGUGGCUUUUCACCCUGUU
Hypomesus transpacificus is the source of this 3136-nucleotide messenger RNA. RefSeq names its product G protein-coupled receptor 107 (gene gpr107). Gene Ontology annotation, cellular component: clathrin-coated vesicle; membrane; Golgi apparatus. Bases 29 to 1675 code for a protein of 548 amino acids. Gene Ontology annotation, molecular function: clathrin heavy chain binding. The transcript is spliced from 18 exons. NCBI's taxonomy places the organism in Eukaryota, Metazoa, Chordata, Actinopteri, Osmeriformes, Osmeridae. Gene Ontology annotation, biological process: clathrin-dependent endocytosis. The record is from RefSeq and is a predicted model, not a curated record.